AUGGGUUUGGUUAGAUCAUUAUGCUUAUUCAUUACCUUUAUCAGUUGCCUAGUCAUCACGGUUCAUGGCCAAGCCACUGCAAGGCCUGGUCCUGUUUCUGGCACAAGGAUCGGGUUUUAUGCGACCACGUGUCCUAACGCCGAAACCAUUGUCCGAAACGCCGUGAGAGCUGGUUUCAGCUCUGACCCGAGAAUCGCACCUGGAAUAUUGAGAAUGCAUUUCCACGACUGCUUCGUCCUAGGUUGUGACGGUUCGAUCCUUAUAUCCGGAACUGACACCGAGAGAACCGCCGGACCAAACGCCAACCUCCGUGGAUUUGAAGUCAUAGACAACGCCAAAACGCAACUCGAAGCRGCGUGUCCAGGAAUCGUCUCUUGUGCUGAUAUUUUGACCUUAGCCGCUCGUGACACUGUCGUCCUCACUAGAGGAACAGGUUGGCAAGUACCAACGGGACGUAGAGAUGGUCGAGUUUCUAUUGCUUCGAACGCUAACAAUCUCCCUGGUCCUCGUGACUCCGUCGCGGUUCAACAACAGAAAUUCUCCGCUCUCGGACUUAAUACUCGCGAUCUCGUCGUUCUCGCCGGAGCACACACGAUCGGAACAGCGGGAUGUGGUGUAUUCAGGAACAGGCUAUUCAAUAGCACCGGACAACCCGCGGAUCCAACCAUCGACCCGACAUUUUUGGCACAACUUCAGACACAAUGUCCCCAAAAUGGUGAUGCUACGGUGCGCGUGGACCUCGACACUGGAAGUGGAACCACUUUCGACACUUCUUACUUCAACAACCUAAGCCGUGGCCGUGGAGUCCUUCAAUCCGACCAGGUGCUUUGGACCGAUCCAGCCACUAGACCCAUAGUCCAACAGUUGAUGAGUCCUASAAGCACCUUCAGCGUUGAGUUUGCGAGGUCAAUGGUCAGGAUGAGUAAUAUCGGUGUYCUUACGGGUGCUAAUGGGGAAAUUCGUAGGGUUUGCUCUGCGAUUAAUUAG
Molecule: messenger RNA, 987 nt
Organism: Arabis nemorensis
Lineage: Eukaryota; Viridiplantae; Streptophyta; Magnoliopsida; Brassicales; Brassicaceae
Source: the annotation of a GenBank genome assembly